This is a messenger RNA of Danio aesculapii, 3716 nucleotides long. RefSeq names its product nuclear receptor subfamily 6, group A, member 1b (gene nr6a1b). The transcript has 10 exons. The coding region runs from base 55 to 1422 and encodes 455 amino acids. Gene Ontology annotation, molecular function: zinc ion binding; sequence-specific DNA binding; DNA-binding transcription factor activity. Lineage: Eukaryota; Metazoa; Chordata; Actinopteri; Cypriniformes; Danionidae. Gene Ontology annotation, biological process: regulation of DNA-templated transcription. The record is from RefSeq and is a predicted model, not a curated record.
GGUCAGAGCUCAGACAGCAAGCGGACCGAGGAGAGACACUCAUCUACAGGGAGGAUGGAGGUGGAGAACAGACCCAGCACAUACGACUUCUCCAAACGCGACAAAUUACUGAGCAGCCGUUUUUAUGAAGAAAACUCCCUGCAGGAUGAAACCGAUGACGGUGGUGAGCGCUGGUGUCUGAUCUGUGGGGAUCGAGCGUCCGGCCUGCACUAUGGUAUUAUUUCCUGCGAGGGAUGUAAAGGCUUCUUCAAGCGCAGUAUCUGCAACAAACGCAUCUAUCGCUGCAAUAGAGACAAGAACUGCCAGAUGUCCCGCAAACAGCGCAACCGCUGCCAGUACUGCCGGCUGCAGAAGUGCCUACAGAUGGGCAUGAACCGCAAGGCAAUCAGAGAAGACGGGAUGCCUGGAGGAAGGAAUAAAAUGAUUGGACCUGUACAUAUUUCGCUGGAGGAGAUUGAACGAAUUAUGUCUGGCCAGGAGUUUAAAGAAGGAUCGGACCUGUCAGAUUCGUGGAGCCACGGUUACAGUAACCACAGUUCACCCGGCAACAGUCUCUCCGAGGGCGGCCAGAGCUUAUCUUUCUCCAGCAGCCGCUCGGUGUCGUGUAGAGAUGAGUGUAUAAGUCCUCAACUCACACACACUUUCCUGAUGUGUAAAUAUCCUUUACCGCCUCCUACUGGCAGCAUCCUGAAGACGCAAACACACACACUGACAGCGCAGAUCCUUGCUGAUGAAGACCUCACACCUCUCACUACACCCAUGCUCAUUGAGGACGGAUACAGCGUGACUCAGUCGGAGCUACUGGCGCUGCUGUGUGGUAUCGCAGACGAGCUGCUGUUCAGACAGAUUGUAUGGCUGAAGCGUCUGCCGUUCUUCGCUGAUCUCUCCAUUAAAGACUGCACUCGUCUGCUAGGCUCUUCAUGGCAUCAGCUCAUCCUACUGUCCUCGCUCACACUGCACAGUGCACAGAUACUGGGAGAACUGGCCAACGUCACACAACACUACACUCCGUCCACACACACACUGCAGCGGUUUGGUGAGGAUGCUAUGGAGGUCAUGGAAAGCUUAAAUUUCCUCUUCCGUAAGUUUCAUCAACUAAACAUCAGCAAUGAGGAGUACAGCUGCUUAAAGACUAUCACGCUGCUUAAUCAAGAGACGACAGGUUUGUGCAACACGUCAGUGCUGGAACAGUUAAGUGAACGUUACUGGACGCUGUGUCGUGAGCUGACAGAACGACUUCAUCCACAGCGACCCAAACGUUUCUCUGACAUCAUCACCUGCCUUACUGAGAUACGGCAUACGUCAGGUAAAAUGAUGUCUAUUCCCCUGGAGCAGCUCCCACUGCUGUUUAAGGCAGUACUGUAUUCCUGCACAACCAAUCAAAACCCAUGGCUUGCCAAAAGCUCCGCCUCCAGGACAUAAACCACGCCUCCAGAUCCUGUUUUUACUUUUUUCCUCCCUCAAUGUAUUUAUUACAUGACAAAGUUGAAUGUAAAACUCUGACAGAUUCGUGUGUGAUUUCGAACUGUACCAAAUGUAGCAACCGACCAAAUUGGAUUCGAGAAUUACCUCAGGAACACGACGGAAACGUGGCCAUUGUGUUAAUGAUCACAACUGAAACGAAUAGCGCACUGCAAUCUGUUGUUGAAUUAUGCAAGCCAUGAUAUAAAAUGUCCUUGUGUUACAGGAUGUCACUGAUAAAAUAUGCCUGUUGAUGCUGAAAUAAUGAAGAUGCCAGGGUGCUGAAUUUCAUUCAGAUAACAAUGUUUCUCAUUCAGACGAUAGCCAAGUUUUGAGCUUUCAGCUAAAAUGAUUGACAUUUCAGCCAUCCACAGUUCUGCUAAACACCAAAAAUCGAGCGUGCUACAAUAUACACUCACUGGCCACUUUAUUAGGUACACCUUACUAGUAGCAUUUUGCCUUCAGAACUGCCUUAAUCCUUUGUGGCAUAAAUUCAAUUAUGUUCUGGAAAUAUUCCCCAGCGGUUUGGGUCCAUAUUGACAUGAUAUCUGCAGCAGCUGCGUGAUGCUUUGUCGGCUGCACAUCCGUGAUGCAAAUCUUCCGUUCCACCACAUCCCAAAAGGGCUCUAUUGGAUUGAGAUCUGGUGACUGUAGAGGCUGUUUGAGUACAGUGAACUCAUUGUCAUGUUACAGAAACCAGUCUGAGAUGAUUUGCGCUUUAUGGCAUGGCGCAUUAUCCUGCUGAAAGUAGCCAUCAGAAGAUGAGUACACUGUGGUCAUAAAGGGAUGGACAUGGUCAGCAACAAUACUCAGGUAGGCUGUGGUGUUGACACAAUGCUUAAUUGGUACUAAUGGGCCCAAAAUGUGCCAAGAAAAUAUCCCCACACCAUUACACCAGCACCAAUAGCCUAAACCAUUGAUACAAGGCAGGAUGGAUCCAUGCUUUCAUGUUGUUGAAGCCAAAUUCUGACCCUAUCAUCCGAAUGUCACAGCAGAAAUCGAGACUCAUCAGACCAGGCAACGUUUAUCCAAUCUUCUAUUGUCCAAUUUUGGUAAGCCUGUGUGAAUUGUAGCCUCAGUUUCCUGUUCUUAACUGACAGUAGUGGUGAGGUCUUCUGCUGCUGUAGCCCAUCUGCCUCAAGGUUAGACGUGUUGUGUGUUCAGAGAUGCUCUUCUGGAUACCACGAUUCUAACGAGUGGUUAUUUGAGUUACUGUUGCCUUUCUAUUAGCUGGAACAAGUCUGGCCAUUCUCCUCUGACCUCUGGCAUCAACAAGGCAUUUGCGCCCACAGAACUGCUGCUCACUGGAUAUUUUCUCCUUUUCAGACCAUUCUCUGUAAACCCUAGAGAUGGUUGUGCGAGAAAAUCCCAGUAGAUCAGCAGUUUCUGAAAUACUCAGACCAGCCAACAACCUUUCUUCCUCAUUCUGAUGCUCGGUUUGAACUGCAACAGAUCAUCUUGACCAUGUCUGCAUGCCUAAAUGCACUGAGUUGCUGCCAUGUGAUUGGCUGAUUAGAAAUUUGCGUUAACGAGCAGUUGGACAGGUGUACCUAAUAAAGUGGCUGGUGAGUGUACAUGCUGUUGAUCGUAGUUUUUACAAGAUAGAGAUUUCCGGUAAUGUUUGAGCCAGUCGCCGGGUGAAAAAAAAAUGCAAUAAGCACACUCUUUAACCCAGGUGUGUGUUACGUGUGAUUUCCUCUCACGCGUGUCUUCAAGAAGGUGUGAAUGUUUGAACAGGGUUUAUGUGUUUGUAUUUUGUUUGAAAUAUAUGACUUUUUUUAUAUUUGAUUCAGCUGUUACGUGAAGGGAGCAAUUUCUCUAAAGGGUUGAGUUCGAUGGUGUGAAGAAACAUUCCAAAUAUUACGAAACAUUGGAAGAAUUUCACAUGAUUUAACCUUCCAUUCCUUCUUUGAAAGUUUACAUUUCUGUUUUGUUUUUUUGCCGCAGCGGCAGACAAUGAGCGGGUAGAGUAUAGUGGUUAGCACGCCGAGGGUUGCUCUGAUAGAUAACGAAGAGGGAGGUAAUCAUUUUUUUGUGCGUUCGAUGUUUCUCUCUUUGUUUGUUACCAUCCGAGGCCUUGAAGUGCCUGUGUAGUUGAUGACAUGUGAGGACCAGGCAGCAAAUGGACUGUUUCGCUGUCUUGUCUUUCUGUUUAUAUUCAUUACUCAUCUGUUUAGCAUUGUAUUUUUCUUCUAUGGAUUUGAAUGUUUACAGCAUUUACAGUAACAUUGUACUUUUUUUCCCUCCAUUUCAUA